This is a messenger RNA of Eimeria mitis, 285 nucleotides long. RefSeq lists its product as uncharacterized. Bases 1 to 285 code for a protein of 94 amino acids. Lineage: Eukaryota; Apicomplexa; Conoidasida; Eucoccidiorida; Eimeriidae. The record is from RefSeq and is a predicted model, not a curated record. The transcript is spliced from 2 exons.
AUGAGCUCUGUAUACCCGGCCUCCCCGGCUUAUGUUAACUGCAGCAGCAGAAACGGCAGCAGCAGCAGCAGCAGCAGCAGCAGCAGCAGCAGCAGCAGCAGGCCGAGCGGAGCAGCAGCAGAAGGAAAUGACGGGGGCACGGUGGUUGUUGUCCGGCGAGAUUUUCACUCUGCUGAUGCUCGGCGGCGGCACCGCGCUCAUACUUUCUUCGGCCAGAGAAACCUGGGGGAGUUUGGGUCUUUUGUGUAUCUUGUUAACCAGAUAUUUGGCGCCAGUAAACCCUAA